Molecule: messenger RNA, 4365 nt
Organism: Cryptococcus deneoformans JEC21
Lineage: Eukaryota; Fungi; Basidiomycota; Tremellomycetes; Tremellales; Cryptococcaceae
Exons: 6
Coding region: 434-4198 (1254 amino acids)
Biological process (GO): error-prone translesion synthesis; error-free translesion synthesis
Cellular component (GO): nucleus
Molecular function (GO): DNA-directed DNA polymerase activity; deoxycytidyl transferase activity; damaged DNA binding
Source: RefSeq, a predicted model, not a curated record
UGCGAAUAAAAUACGACGACCGACAUAAUAAAUUAAUAAUUAAACGAAGGUACGUAUCUACGUAUCCUAUUCGUGCCGCAUGCUGCGAACAAUAAGCACGUCGGAUCAUAGCGAGAGAUCAUGCACAUCCAAGAUCCAACUAUCCUAGACACAUCAAAGGCUCCUCCUUGGGAACUUCAAACUCAAAGCUACUUUUGGGAACAACUUCAAACCAGUCUUGAAACUUGAGAGCGAAGCAAGGAGCAACGAGGAGGAGGAGAGGGUCGAAAGUCCAGUCAACUCCAGUCACUAUUAAAUAUGAUGAUGCUGGAAGAAAACGCUGCUAUUCGUUAUAAAACGGGCAUUAUUACACUUCUCGUCGAUCGUCACGGUCCUCCUACAACACAUCCCGUAUCUUAUCGUUAUCUCCCAAAUCAUCUCCACAACAUGGCUCAUGCCUACACCAGAGAAUAAACCAGCCGGAAAGGAUUCAGAUCCUUCCUCUUCCUUCCCCAUCUCAUCUCCGUCUUUCUGGGCAGAAGCUGCCAACAUCCCUAUACCCCCAGUUGACCACAAGCAUCCUCGCUCUUCGCCGGCCGAAGCCGAUACAGGAGAGGUUUCUUCUCGUGUACAGGAUGACUCGCCAUUGCCCAAACGCCCUCGCACUUCCACAAAGUCACCGGAUCAUGGCUUAACAUUUCUCCCUAAUCCCCAGGACAUUGACCCCGAUGAUCCACAGGCUUAUUUAGCGAACCCCGAGUAUGCACCCAAUAGAUUUGGGGAUAUAGGAGAUUACAUGCGCAAAAAGGAGAUCAAAGUUCAAGCGCAGAAUGCUAGCAUUGCGGCCUCAGUAGCUUCUGGAACACUUCCUCAAAUAUUCGCGGGAUUGUCCUUCUAUAUCAACGGGAAUACCCAGCCUUCAAUGGAGCAGUUGCGAAAGCUCUUGCUUCAACGUGGUGGGACGGUCUACCCAGUCUUGAGAAACAAAACAAUGGUCGACUAUAUUAUUGCACCUGUAUUGACCCUGAAGAAGCAUGAAGAGUUUAAAAGGCACAAGGUGGUGAAAGAGGGAUGGGUGGUUGAAAGUUGUCGGCAGGACAAGCUAUUGGACUGGAGGAAAUGGAGGCUGCAACCUGAUGGUGAAGGGUCAGAAGCGGGCGCAAAAGGUUUAGAAAGUUUCUUUGCCCAAAAAGCCAAAGCCAGACAGGAUUUCGUGGAACCAAUAGAGGAAUCAAGUAACGAUCCCAUAGAUAAAAAAUUGGCUGCUCCUGUGGAUGAAGAUACAGCACGUAACGUACCAUCAGAAGUUAUCAAUGUCACACCCACCAAGCCCAUUCCCAUGCAGCUUCAGCGCCUCUUAACCCCCCGCAAACAACGUCACGCACCUAUUCCUAUUUCCCCUGGCCAACCACCACCAUCCCCCACUUUUUCAGCACCGGUAUCUCCAAAAAUCCAAAAACCUGAAGGAGCAUGGGAGCAUUACUAUAAAAAGGAGUCCAAUGAACACGCCGCAAAAGCCCUUCAGUCGGAUACGUGGCGAGCACAAAAUACUGCCGAGCAGGGGAAUGCUGGAGGGUUCAUUGAUGGCUAUUAUCAAAACAGCAGAUUGCAUCAUCUAUCCACCUGGAAGGCUGAAUUAAAGGUGCUUGUCAGGGAUGCACAAAAGAGAUCUGAAGAAGCCUUGGCGAAAGCUGCGGUGAAGGAGCUUGCUGAAGGGGGCGAAGAGCGCGGUCAGGCCGUUCAUUCCCUCGCCAAAUCCGUUUUGCCGUCGAUUCCUCUUCCUGCAGUACCAUCUGAUUCCGCCAACCGUGUCAUCUUUCAUGUCGACUUUGAUGCCUUUUUUGUCUCAUGUGGUCUUGCGACCCGCCCACACCUUAAAGGCAAGCCUACAGUGGUGUGUCACUCAUCAGGAAGAGGUGUGGGAAGUACUUCUGAAAUUGCAAGCUGUUCAUAUGAAGCGAGGGAGAAGGGGGUUCGAAAUGGAAUGAGCUUGGGCAGGGCCAGGGAAUUGGUAGGACCCGAUCUCAAAACAAUGCCAUACGAAUUUGAAACAUAUAAAAGAUUUUCACUAGCCUUUUACACCGUUUUGAUGGCUUAUGCCGACGAACUUCAGGCUGUGAGUGUUGAUGAAGCACUUAUUGAUGUAACAAGCCAUGUGGCGGCAAGAGCGGCGUUGCCACAGGAGACAGCUGUUGGGCAGAAAAGAGAAGAAAGGGACCCGGCUGUAGAGUUGGCAGAAAAGAUCAGAGAUGAUGUUAGGGAAGUCACGGACGGAUGCGAAGUGAGCAUCGGUAUUGCCCAUAAUAUUCUCCUUGCCAAGCUGGCAACAAGGCAUGCGAAGCCUGCUGGUGUCUACCAUCUCAUUUCAGAAGCCAUACCUUCCUUUGUCCAUCGCCUUUCAGUUGAAGAUUUCCCUUCUGUUGGGUACUCUACCAAAUCCAAAGUGGAAGCAGCAUUUAAAACAACAAAGGCUGGCGAACUAUUGGAUAUAAGUAAAGGAAGAUGGAAGAGUGUUCUAGGUGAGAAAACUGGUGAGAUGUUGUGGGGUUACUUGAGGGGAAUAGACUCGAGGAAGCUAGAAGGGGAUAAAGUCAGGAAGAGCGUUAGUGCUGAAAUGAAUUAUGGAAUACGAUUUCAAACGCAAGUACAAGCUGAGCAAUAUGUCCACGAUCUGGCAGCCGAAGUGUCCAAGCGCAUGAAGAAUGUCGGAGUCAAGGGCAGGCAGAUCACCCUUAAAUUAUUAAAGCGACAUCCAGAUGCGCCUGUAGAACCACCGAAAUUUUUGGGGCACGGAUGGUGUGAAACGUAUAACCGCUCUUCUACUCUUUCUGCUCCUGGCGGCGGACCAACGGAUGACCCGAAAGUUUUGGGAACAGAAGGUGUAAAACUUCUGCGGUCCUUGAGCAUUGACCCUGUUGAAUUAAGAGGAGUGGGUAUACAGGUUACAAAACUUGAUACUGAAGGAACAGAAAGAGGACAAGUUGAUAGACCAACGGGACAAAGGACUCUCAAUUUCGCAAAGCAGUCAAAAAAUGACACAGAACCUGUAGCUGGUCCCUCUCGGCUUCCAGCACAAGCUCAGAAUACAGAAAUAGAUGGCUUGGAUGCCGAAUUUUUAGCAGCUUUACCGCCUUCUCUCGCUUCUGAAGUUUGCCGCGACCACGCACUUAACAAUUCAAAUGCCACGAAAGCAGUUGCUGUGCAGCCUUCCCGAACGCCGCCCCUGGAGAUCAUCUCCAUUCCUUCUUCUACCCCUCCUCUCAAAGCUGAGUCCCCACGCUCGCUUCGACCGCCUUCUCCUCAAGCAGAUACUUCUCCCGAAAAACCCAUCUCUAAGCUCAGAGGCCCCAAUGAGGCUGCCCACAUUGCACGCCAGUUACGGCCUAAAACAAAGGUUCAGAUGAAAGCAGGCAUGGUGGCCGAGGGUCCGUUAUUCGGUGCUUGGUCAAAGGCUCGGGAGAAGACCGUCGAAGUCGAACUUGACAAAACUCGACACCAAAAGUCAACGAUUGUCGAUCUCACUAAUACUUCGUCCCCGCAGGGUACGGGAUCGGACAACAAAGCGGAACUCGACGAGGAUCAAAUUGUUCCAGGGUAUACUCUAGCCUACCUUCGCUCACUUGGAAUUGAUCCAGAUGUCUUGCUAGCCCUUCCGAAGGCCAUGCGCAAGGAAGUUAUUGUUCAAGAGGAAGAAAAUGCCCGGCGCCGACAAGCGCUCUUUCAACCUGGGGAUAGAUCCAGAUCAAGAGGGACGAGUACCAGUGUCUCACCUGUCAAGUUGGGAGGUGUCGGCGCGUACAGAGGCCGCUCCACAUCACGGUCAAUCCCGCCGCAGCAGAGACAGAGUGUCAAGAUCAUCAGGCCGCCCAAACCCGCUCUCAUGAACUCGACCGAGCUUCCCGAUGUGCUCAGGACUAUUGAAUUAUGGAUCGAGUCCAGAGAAGAUAGUCCGCCGGCAGAUAAGGAUGCUAUUAAAGUGGCUGCAUUUCUCAAAAAAUGUUUGAAUGAUGGCGAGGGCAAGGUUGGGGAUGGAGUUGAGAAAGUCGUCGAGGUGCUGCGAUGGAUGAGAAUGAUCAUAAAAGAAAAGUGGGCACAGGACGAAGGGUUAAACGAGGGUGCGAGCGAGGCUGGAAGGGAAUGGUGGAGAAUAUGGAGACAAAUGAGAGAUGAGGUAAACCUUAUCUGUGUAAAGAAGUUUGGUGCGGGGUUGAGGAUCUGAUUUUUCUUGUUUGAAUUCCUGUUGUAUCUUGGAAAUUGUAUGUUACGUUGAUAUGCAGAUACAUGUGAAGAACACGGUAGAACGGAGAAAAAUAUGGUACGAGAUAAGGAGGUUCCGAUAGUGAAGUAGACACGAAGAGUCCAACAGAUUAAACAACAUUAGCGACA